ACUCGUCGCACACCACUUACAUGAAGGAAGAAGUGGACAGAUAUCGCGUGACGAUCGGCAACCGAACGUGUGUUUUCGACAAAGAGAACGACCCGACGAUUCUGCGCUCUCCGUCCACCGGAAAACUGCUGCAAUUCCUGGUGGAGGACGGAUCGCACGUGUAUUCCGGUCAGGCGUACGCCGAGAUCGAAGUGAUGAAAAUGGUCAUGACUUUGACCACUCAGGAGUCGGGCAUUGUUCAGCACGUGAAGAGAUCGGGCGCUGUCCUGGAGGCCGGAUCUAUUCUGGCGCGUCUGGAACUGGACGACCCGACGCGCGUCCAUCGCGCAGAACUCUUCACUCUGGGUUUCGACGCGUUGUCCGAAACGGACUCGGACGUGGUUCCGCACGCGUUGGCGGUCAUCGACGGCCACAACAGCAAUUCGGAGACCAAACUGAACGUCUCGUUCACGACCGCCAAAAACCACUUGGAGAACAUUUUGGCCGGUUUCGGACUUCCCGAACCCUUC
Molecule: messenger RNA, 509 nt
Organism: Medioppia subpectinata
Lineage: Eukaryota; Metazoa; Arthropoda; Arachnida; Sarcoptiformes; Oppiidae
Source: the annotation of a GenBank genome assembly